Molecule: messenger RNA, 3771 nt
Organism: Macaca mulatta (Rhesus monkey)
Lineage: Eukaryota; Metazoa; Chordata; Mammalia; Primates; Cercopithecidae
Gene: ZNF92
Product: zinc finger protein 92
Biological process (GO): regulation of immune system process; negative regulation of transcription by RNA polymerase II; regulation of cytokine production
Cellular component (GO): nucleus; nucleoplasm
Molecular function (GO): DNA-binding transcription activator activity, RNA polymerase II-specific; DNA-binding transcription repressor activity, RNA polymerase II-specific; RNA polymerase II cis-regulatory region sequence-specific DNA binding
Source: RefSeq, a predicted model, not a curated record
AGGUUAAAUGCAAAUACCCUCUAGGGUGGGCCUGACUCAGCUCAGGGAGGAAGCCCUGUCUGAAAAGGCUACAGCUUAGGCUGUCACUCUUCCUUCAGCCCAGCAUCUGAUCACAUCUCCUGUCACUCAGGGCCUGAAGGGGAGGGGGCCUUAAACGUUACCCAAUCAGGAACGCUGGGCUGGGAACCGUCCAAUCAGGCACGCAGCUGGAGCGGACAGCACAGCUUCCGGGAUUUGGCGGGGCCUUUGUCUCUUACUGCAGCCGGCGCUCCACGUCUCCUCUUCACUGCUCUGUCUCCUCUGCGUCCAGGGUCACCGAUGUGACCCUGUUACCAGCAGGAACUUGGAGCUUCACAACUAAGACGCCAGGAUCCCCUGGAAGCCUAGAAAUGGUAUUGCUGUCUCUAAGCCAGACCUGAUCACCUGGCUGGAGCAAGGAAAAGAACCCUGGAAUAUGAAGAGACGUGAGAUGGUAGACAAAACCCCAGUUAUGUGUUCUCAUUUUACCCAAGAUGUUUGGCCAGAGCAGAGCAUAAAAGAUUCUUUCCAAAAAGUGAUACUGAGAACAUGUGGAAAGUAUGGACAUGAGAAUUUACAGCUAAGAAAAGACCAUAAAAGUGUGGAUGCAUGUAAGGUGUACAAAGGAGGUUAUAAUGGACUUAACCAAUGUUUGACAACUACUGAGAGCAAAAUAUUUCAGUGUGAUAAAUAUGUGAAAGUCUUUCAUAAAUUUUCAAAUGUAAAUAGAAGUAAGAUAAGACAUACUGGAAAGAAACCUUUCAAAUGUAAAAACCGUGGCAAAUCAUUUUGCAUGCUUUCACAAUUAACUCAACAUAAGAAAAUUCAUACUAGAGAGUAUUCUUACAAAUGUGAAGAAUGUGGUAAGGCCUUUAACUGGUCCUCAACACUUACUAAACAUAAGAUAAUUCAUACUGGAGAAAAACCCUACAAAUGUGAAGAAUGUGGCAAAGCUUUUAACCGGUCCUCAAAUCUUACUAAACAUAAGAUAAUUCAUACUGGAGAAAAACCCUACAAAUGUGAAGAAUGUGGCAAAGCUUUUAACCGGUCCUCAACCCUUACUAAACAUAAAAGAAUUCAUACAGAAGAGAAACCCUACAAAUGUGAAGAAUGUGGCAAGGCCUUUAACCAGUUCUCGAUUCUUAAUAAACAUAAGAGAAUUCAUAUGGAAGAUAAACCCUACAAAUGUGAAGAAUGUGGCAAAGCCUUUAGAGUAUUCUCAAUUCUUAAAAAACAUAAGAUAAUUCAUACUGGAGAAAAACCGUUCAAAUGUGAAGAAUGUGGCAAAGCCUUUAACCAGUUCUCAAACCUUACUAAACAUAAGAUAAUUCAUACUGGAGAGAAACCCUACAAAUGUGAUGAAUGUGGCAAAGCCUUUAACCAGUCCUCAACCCUUACUAAACAUAAAAGAAUUCAUACUGGAGAAAAACCCUACAAAUGUGAAGAAUGUGGCAAAGCUUUUAAACAGUCCUCAACCCUUACUGAACAUAAGAUAAUUCAUACUGGAGAGAAACCCUACAAAUGUGAAGAAUGUGGCAAGGCCUUUAGCUGGUCCUCAGCUUUUACUAAACAUAAGAGAAAUCAUAUGGAAGAUAAACCAUACAAAUGUGAAGAAUGUGGCAAAGCCUUUAGUGUAUUCUCAACCCUUACUAAACAUAAAAUAAUUCAUACUAGAGAAAAACCCUACAAAUGUGAAGAAUGUGGCAAAGCCUUUAACCAGUCCUCAAUUUUUACUAAACAUAAGAUAAAUCAUACUGAAGGGAAAUCCUACAAAUGUGAAAAAUGUGGCAAUGCUUUUAACCAGUCCUCAAACCUUACUGCACAUAAAAUAGUUUAUACUGGAGAGAAACCCUACAAAUAUGAAGAAUGUGACAAAGCCUUUAACAACUUCUCAACCCUUAUUACACAUCAGAUAAUUUAUACUGGAGAGAAACCCUACAAACAUGAAUGUGGCAGAGCCUUUAACAAAUCCUCAAAUUAUACUAAAGAGAAACUACAAACCUGAAAGAUGUGAGAGUGAUUUUGACUACAUCUCAAACUUUUCUAAACAUAAACCAUACUGGUGCCCUAGAAAUGUGAGGAAUGUGACAAAGCCUUUAAAUGGUUGUCACACUUGAUUGUAGGUAAGAUAAUUUAUAAUGGAGAAAAAUCCUACAAGUAUGAAGAAUGUGGCAAACUUUUAACCAAUCCUCACACCUUAUUGCACAGGAAAGCAUUUAUACUUGAGAAAAAUUCUAUAAAGAAUAUGGAAAAGCCAUUUAUAUCUGCUCACAUCUGAACAUCAGAGUGUUAAUACUUAAUAAAAUGCAGUUACUGUCAAAAGAUCUUUCAGAAAAUAUAAGCCUUUAACAUGAGGAAGAGUAUUGUUAAGACAAACAUUGCAAAUAGAGGGUUGUAGUACCUUUACGUUUGUGAUAGAUCUUAUUGUACACAUUUUGUGCCAGAGGAAAACCCUAAAGCAUUAGUUGCUCAAACUGUUCAACAUCAGGGAGUUUUAUAUUGGAGAAAAACCCUGCAAAUGUAAUAAAUAUGGAAAAACAUUUUUUUAAAAAACUACAGCUUGGAAAACAGUUCAUUCUAAAAUAUAUUUUUGCAGAUGCAGUAAAUAUGAAAAAUAUUUAAUCCAAAAUUAAGUCUAUGUAAAUAUCAGAGAAUUCACAGUGGAAAUCAUAAGGCAUGAGGCACUGACACUUCAGACAUUACACUAAAUUAGAGUGUUGGGUAUAGGAAAUUCAAAACUAGAAUUUUGUUAGAUAAGUUAUUUAUAUAUAACUUUAAAAGAAGUGGAAGAGUUUUUGGAGAUUUAUAAUUACAUUCAAAGUAUACUUUUUUCUUGAAAAAAAUUACAGAUUAUUUGAAAAGCAAUUAAUAAUGUAAUUUAACUCUCAAAUUCAUGUUUUUCUUCAUUCCUAUUGUAUUCACAUGUGAAAUCAAGUGAUCAGUUGUUGCUGAAUCAGAGAUAUGAGAGAUUCUUUUUUAAAGGUGGGCAUUAUUUAUGCCCCUUUCUAUGGAAGAGUAAGAAAAUUAAAAUAUAAGAUGCAUGAGGAAAAUGUAGAGAUGCUCUUUGUGGUUAACUUAGAAUAUUAAGUGCUGCUUGAGGUACAUGUUUAGACUAAUAUUCUUUGGCAGUAUAGUGAGAAAACAUUUUCAGUUAGAAUUAGUGUAUAAUUUUGUUGAUUGUGCUUUUAUGUAAUAAAAUGCAGUACUUUAAAAAAAUUGAUUGUGUGUGAACUUAAUUUUGUAAUUAAACAUUUUUUUUUUAACAUGCUAAGACUUGUGUAUUUGAUGAAGUGUUAUUUUGCCACUGACUUUUACCUAUCCCACGUUACUCAAGGGUGUGAGGUAAAAGAUGGUAACAGUAUAUUAUUUGGUAACAUAGUGGACUUACCUCUCUAGUAAUCUUUUCCAGUGGCUUAAACUGCAAAUACAUUAAAGAAUAGUGUUCCCAUAGGUUAAAUUUUUAUCUUUUUAAAAUUUAAAUUUAUUUUUCUUAAUAUUUGUGGGUACAUAGUGUAUGUAUUUAUGCCAUAUAUGCCAUAUUUUGAUACAGACAUACAAUAUGUAAUAAUGACAUCAGAGUAAAUGAGGUAUUCACCUCUAGCAUUUUAUUCUUUGUAUUACAGACAAUCCAGUUCUAUCUACACUUUUAUUUAUUUUAAAAUGUACAAUUGUUAUUGACUACAGGGUCAUUUUUAUGGUCAUAAUAAUAAUUAUACAGAAGUAAAAAUAAAAUCCAUAUUUCUGAGACCUAAA